Molecule: messenger RNA, 1713 nt
Organism: Tachyglossus aculeatus (Australian echidna)
Lineage: Eukaryota; Metazoa; Chordata; Mammalia; Monotremata; Tachyglossidae
Gene: WFIKKN2
Product: WAP, follistatin/kazal, immunoglobulin, kunitz and netrin domain containing 2
Exons: 2
Coding region: 1-1713 (570 amino acids)
Biological process (GO): negative regulation of transforming growth factor beta receptor signaling pathway
Cellular component (GO): extracellular region
Molecular function (GO): receptor antagonist activity; serine-type endopeptidase inhibitor activity; transforming growth factor beta binding
Source: RefSeq, a predicted model, not a curated record
AUGCUGGGGCUGCUAGUCCUGCUGGUGUGGGCCCCGCGGCGGAUCCAGUCUCUGCCCCUCGUCCGCUCCUCGCCCAUGGGCAUCUGCCCCAACGACGUGAAUCCCAACCUGUGGGUGGACGCGCAGAGCACCUGCAAGAGAGAGUGCGUGGCCAAUCGGGAGUGCGAGACGUACGAGAAGUGCUGCCCCAACGUGUGCGGGAGCAAGAGCUGCGUGGCCGCCCGCUACCCGGACGUCCAGGGGAAGCGAGGCCCCGUGGGGCGGCCGGAGGCGGCCACGUGCGACGACUUCACGUGCCCGCAGCAGGGCUCCGAGUGCGACAUCUGGGACGGGCAGCCCGUGUGCCGCUGCCGCGACCGCUGCGAGCGCCAGCCCAGCUUCACCUGCGCCUCGGACGGCCUCACCUACUACAACCGCUGCUACAUGGACGCCGAGGCCUGCGCCAGGGGCGUCACGCUGACUGUGGUCACCUGCCAUUACCACCUGACCUGGCCCAGCCUCAGCCCCAGCACGGGCCCCUUCCCUCCCCAGCCCACGGCCCGGCCCACCACGGCCCCCGCCCGGCCCACCGCGCCGGCCGGCGGGGGGACGGCCGAGGCCGGGGCGGCGGGAGUGCUGGCCCCGACCCUGCUGAGCCGCCCGACCCUCCAGGCGGUCCGGGUCGGGGAGACCGUGAGCUUCCUGUGCGACGUGUCCGGGCGGCCCCAGCCGGACAUCACGUGGGAGAAGCAGCAGGCCGGGUGGGAGAACGUGGUCAUGCGGCCCAACCACGUGCGGGGCAACGUGGCGGUCACCAACAUCGCCCAGCUGGUCAUCUACAACGCCCAGCCGCAGGACGCCGGCGUCUACACCUGCACGGCCCGCAACGGAGGCGGGCAGCUGCGGGCGGACUUCCCGCUGACCGUGCUGCGGGCGGAGCCGGCGGGCGCCGAGCUGGACCCCCGCCGCGCCGGCCUCCCCGCGGACGGCUGCCUGCGGGCGCCCGACGACCAGGACUGCGGCGGGGCCGAGCUGCCGGCGGGCUGGCACUACGACGCCGGCGCCCACGACUGCUUCCCCGCCGCCCCGGCCGCCUGCGACCGCCGCCGCUUCGCCAGCUACGAGGCCUGCGUGCAGGCCUGCGCCGGUGGGGACGUAUGCGGCUUCCCGGCCCUGCAGGGCCCGUGCCGGGCCUACUCCCCACGCUGGGCCUACAGCGGCCGGGCCCGCCGAUGCCGGACCUUCGUGUACGGCGGCUGCGGCGGCAACGGCAACAACUUCGAGAGCCGCGAGGCCUGCGAGCAGGUGUGCCCGUCCUCCCGGGGCCCGCGCUGCCAGGCCUGCCGCCCGCGCCCCAAGCUGGUCAGCAGCUUCUGCACCAGCGACUUCGUGCUGCUCGGCCGGGUCACCGAGCUGGCCGACGAGCCGGGCGCCCGGCGGGCCCUGGUGGCCGUGGACCAGGUGCUCAAGGACGACAAGAUGGGGCUGCGCUUCCUGGGCCGGGAGCCCCUGGAGGUGACCCUGCUGCAGGCCGACCGCGCCUGCCCCUGCCCCAACGUGACCGCGGCCGCCGAGGCGCAGCUGCUGCUCAUGGGCGACGUGCACGGGGGCAUGGCCGUGCUGCAGCCCGACAGCUUCGUGGGCAGCGCCAGCGCGCGACGCGUCCGCAAGCUGCAGGACCUGCUGCACAAGAAGACGUGCCAACUGCUCAAGGAGGUCCUCGGCACGCACUAG